Messenger RNA from Cladocopium goreaui, 1158 nucleotides. Lineage: Eukaryota; Dinophyceae; Suessiales; Symbiodiniaceae. The record is from the annotation of a GenBank genome assembly.
AUGGUUGAUUUAGUCCCCAAUAACCUUUUGCCAAUCCGACAUUGCUAUGUCCCCAUCUUUUCGGUUUCCCAGUUGACCUUUUCGCAGCUCAACAGCGUCGCAACGUCGCAGGACGAGAAUUUGGUGACGUCCAAGCUGCAGGCUCCGCCAGAAACGGUGCAGCUGCCGGAGAAUGUGCCGGAGAACGUGCGGCAGAGGCUGACCAACAUGAAGGAUCAGCUAGAUCAGUUUGCCAGUCCCGAAUCUUUGAGCAGCUUUGAUUCAGUCGGCGGUGGCGGAGGGGAUGCGAUGAAGUGGGCUUCAUGGCGGCAUUUGGAGAGCAAAGUUGAAGUGCCGCUGAACGACACCUUGAGCCUCUUCGUGUGCCAAGUCCCCGGUGCGGCCAAUCGCUUUCAGGAAAUGAUGCGCUGCUGGGAUCCGAAGCUGGGAACUGCCCUGCAGGAAUUCCCCGGCGGCUCGAUGGAGGUGACGGAGGAGAACCGGGCCAUUUUUGAAGCUGGAGAUACCAUAUGGCCGGCUUCUGUCAUCAUGGCCCGGUGGUUCUGCAUCCAGCCUCCCGUGGUCCCUUUGGAAGGGCGAAAGGUCCUUGACCUUGGUUGCGGACUUGGCAUUGCCGGCAUCGUGGCCGCGGGCUUGGGUGCUGAAGUGCUGCUGCAAGACCGGGACCCUGCCUGUUUGCGGGCAACCCUCGAAACGGCCGUAAAGUGCGAGGUGGGAAAGAGCAUCACCACACUGCGCUGCGACUACCGGGAACUGCCUGGAAAACUCAUGGAGAAGGAGCCCUUGGCAAAAUUUGCGCAACCCGAUAUCUUUCUGGGCUGCGAUGUGCUCUUGAGUGAGGAAAAUGUCGAAGCAUUGACUAAGAUCCUCCAGAUCUUUCUGCGAAGUCCCACUCAGGUCGCAUAUUUCAUGGAUCCCAACACUCGGCCUCAUCGCAAGAUGUUCAUGCAAUAUUGUGAGAGCAUCGGCCUAGAAACCCGGGAGGCCGCGGAUGUCAUGGGUCGGGAGGAUGAACUCGUGACCUGGGAACCCGAGUGGGACAACUUCUUGGAAUAUGACCGUGAAUGGGUGCCGACCUCAAGGGCCAUGCAGUUUGGGAACUGGAAGAGGUGGAAGUCAUGGCCCAGAAAAACAGUGAAAGUGACUUAUCUUAUGUAA